Messenger RNA from Ilyonectria robusta, 618 nucleotides. RefSeq names its product transmembrane protein 6/97. Gene Ontology annotation, cellular component: endoplasmic reticulum. The transcript has 3 exons. Lineage: Eukaryota; Fungi; Ascomycota; Sordariomycetes; Hypocreales; Nectriaceae. The record is from RefSeq and is a predicted model, not a curated record. The coding region runs from base 23 to 559 and encodes 178 amino acids.
GUUCAGGAACCAAAAUCUCAACAUGUCGUCUUUCAAACCCCGUCGUGAUUAUCUCUAUCUAGCGGUAGUUGUCUUGCACCUAACCGCGAUGUUAGGUGUCGACUUCGUCCCCUUCUAUCCCCAGUCUCUCUGCCAACCUGCUGGUUCUCCUCUGCACUUCCUAGUUGCGUAUCGCAACUGGUAUAUCACCACCAUGGCCGACCCGUAUUACCAUCACAACACCCCCGGGCACUUUUUCGACUUCCUCGUCUGGGUUGAGCUGCUCGUUCAGUUCCCCCUGGCCCUGAGCCUCACCCGCGCCCUGGUUGCCAAGGGGCCGCUUAAUGGUGCUGAUGAGCUCAUGGCCAACGUUUACGGUCUCGUAACCGGCCUCUGCACGGCUGUGGUGUGUCACGAUAUGUGGUACCUGGGGCCAGAGAUCAUCAGCGCUCAGGCCAAGCAGACUCUUUUAUUUGGGGCGUACUUGCCGUAUGCUGUACUUCCUAUCGUCAUGGCUGCAGAUAUGCAAUCACGUCUUCUGGCCCGGAUACGGGGGCAAUCUCAGAUAAAACUUGACUGAUUGCCGUUUGGGUACUGUCUGUGUCUUAUUUGGAGAAGCAUACGAAGUGGUCUCAUAUG